CUCGUUUCAUUCAUCCAGCGACAUCACUACGUUUGCAUGGCUUCAGAUUCGAGGAAACGCACAUUAGAGGCUUUGGAGAGAAGAAUUGCUGUUGCUAAAGUUGAAAUUCUCCAAAAAGAAAACAAAACAAAAAAGAUUUUAAACGAAGAUGGGAAACCAUAUGUUCCCUCACUUUCUAAUUCCAAUCUGUGUCAUUCAACACCCAAAAUAGGGAAUUUCAGUUUUUCUGGUCAUGCCACUUUGCAAGACGUUGAAGAUGAUCCAGCAUAUGCCCCACUUUCUGUGCCUGUAAAUGAAAAUCUGCUCACAAUUAACGAGGAGUUUUCUGCACAAAAAGGAGGAGGUUCAAUUGAUGGCAUAUUGCACGAGCUUCUUCAAAAGGGAGAUGCAGCCCAAAAGUACAUGCAAGGAUCUAGAAGCAUGAAAAUUGACAACUGGAUCCUUCUUGAUAAUUAUGUGCAGGGGCGGGUGCUUUCUUCUGGUUCUCAAACUAGGGCUUUGCGAAUUCAUUCAAAACGCUCUAAGAAACACAUGUCUAUGAAGCAGCAUAAAAAUUGUGGAUCAUUAGAUCUUCCUGAAGAGUACCAAAAAUUUGAUAUUUUCAAGCCAAUGCAUGAAAUGUGGAAAGACUAUAUAAUGCUACUUCUUAAAUCCACUGGUAAAAAUCAAUUGGCUCAAUGUCUCCUUGGUGCAGAUCUACAUGGUGCUAUUAUUUUAGUUGUGGAGUGUAAAAUAAGCCAUUUUACAGGAAUUUGUGGGAUCAUGAUUCGUGAAACUGCAGAAGCAUUUGGGAUAAUCACUGAAGAUAAUAAAUUCCGGGUUGUUCCCAAAAAGGUUUCUGUAUUUUAUUUCAAGUUGAUUGCUGGAAAGUCACACUGCAUGGAGAUAAACUUGGUUCAAGAAAGGUUGGAUUAUGAUAUUAGUAAUGAUGCUUCAACACUGUAGGUAACAUCUUCACUUCUCUAAAGGCCUUUCUCUCAGUUUUUGAUGAUGGUAC
Messenger RNA from Abrus precatorius (Indian licorice), 997 nucleotides. RefSeq names its product ribonuclease P protein subunit p29. The record is from RefSeq and is a predicted model, not a curated record. NCBI's taxonomy places the organism in Eukaryota, Viridiplantae, Streptophyta, Magnoliopsida, Fabales, Fabaceae. Gene Ontology annotation, molecular function: ribonuclease P RNA binding. Gene Ontology annotation, biological process: rRNA processing; tRNA 5'-leader removal. Gene Ontology annotation, cellular component: ribonuclease P complex; ribonuclease MRP complex.